Molecule: messenger RNA, 3260 nt
Organism: Acromyrmex echinatior (Panamanian leafcutter ant)
Lineage: Eukaryota; Metazoa; Arthropoda; Insecta; Hymenoptera; Formicidae
Gene: Su(z)12
Product: Polycomb protein Su(z)12
Cellular component (GO): nucleus; ESC/E(Z) complex; RSC-type complex
Molecular function (GO): chromatin DNA binding
Source: RefSeq, a predicted model, not a curated record
CAGCAAGUGCAAAAGAGAAAAAAAAAGCAAUGCGUUGUCGUCGAUAUGAUUCGCAAUUCCGCCAGGUCACAAAGUUGUACGAGUUUUCUCGAGUACCGUGCAAUAGUCCGUCCAUCUCAACGCCACCAACUUCACGAUUGUUCACGAUGUUACGUUGACAUGGCGCGCCGCGAGAGGACGCAUCAGUCGCCGUGGAGGCCGCCGGAGCGCCGUAGUUUUCGCGCGGGGCGGGUGUUGUCGUUGUCGCGUCGCAACUUUCGCGCGACCACGAGAGAGAAGUUGGAGUUACCGCGGGGGGAAGCUUGUCGUGCACGGAGGACCGCGCGAAAAUGCCGCCGAAGAAGCGGGAAAAGGAUCUCGAUGGGCAGAAGGGACCUCGUAUGGACCAGAUCCAGGCUGACCACGAGCUCUUUCUGCAGGCCUUCGAAAAACCAACACAGAUUUACCGGUUCCUCCGCACAAGAAAUCAAAUUUCACCAAUAUUUCUAUAUCGAAACUUAACGUAUAUGCGGCAACGUAUGUCCAGAAGUCACAAGUCACGACGAGGAUUUAAGGUCGAUACGAUUCUGGAUAAAUUAAUAGCGAAAAAGAAGCAUGAACAGAAUCUCGGUGUUCGCGGAUACAUGACUCUUACGUUUUUAGGAUUUUAUGACAAAAAAGCUGAAAUAUCGCAGGAUCCUGUUAAAGUGGAAACAUUGUUGUUGAAAAUUUGCCACAAGAAAAGAAAAGAUGUUAGCUCACCUGUCAUGCAAGUUUCAGUCGGUACAAGCGAGGUCCCAAUCAAUCCUUCCGAGAGUCAACCUCCACCGAAGGCAUCCACAAUUUCCAUACCCAAUGAAUCUUUCUGCUUAAAUAAUGGUCACAUAGCAAAGACUUAUAUGCUUUUGCUCAGGGUUUACUGCAUGUCUAACAAUGGCUGCCUUAUAACUAACUGUGAUUUAGAAGAACCAGCUCAAAAGCGUCGUAAAUCGUCAACGGGUAUGAUAAAGGUCAAUGGCGAAGAAGUGAAACAAUAUGGUUCGGAGCUUACCGUGUACGAUAAACACAAUCGAUGCCUGUUGACGGACGGCGAGUAUGAGUUAGGUUUGCAGGAAGUACAGACCAAUGUUAGGUCCAGUCCCAAGAAACACAGCUCUUGGGAAACUGUGGCUGACAUCAAAGACUGCGAACCGUUCGACAUGUUUAGGCAAGGACCGACGUUAAAGUUUCGGCUCAGUUGGACGACGGAACCGAGCAACGGUCUGGUGGAUAGACCGAUGCCGAUACCUCAAAUACCGAGCGGUGACAAUAAAGAGAAUCGGUCGGCCAACGCUGGUUUUGAACGUUCCUCUUCCGUAAAUCACAAUAACAAUAGCACAAAUAAUAAUAAUAAUAAUAACGCGACACUGCCAACGCCUAGUCCGCUAACGCCCUCGUCGAGAAUGAGCAUCUCCAACGAGAAGGUGGACACUAAUGCUAACGGAACUCAGCAGAUAGUCUAUCAAUUUUUGUACAACAAUAACAGCCGACAGCAAACGGAGGCCUGCGAAGACCUACACUGCCCCUGGUGCUCGUUGGAUUGCGGCAAAUUGUACUCGCUUCUAAAGCACUUGAAAUUGUGUCAUUCACGAUUCACAUUCACAUACGUGCCAAUUCCACAAGGUGCCCGAAUUGAUGUAGCAAUAAACGAAUGCUAUGAUGGUUCGUAUGCAGGUAGUCCUCAUGAAUUAAUUUCACAACCGUCUAGUAUACCUUUUUCAAGGACAGGACCAACCAGACGUACGAGCGUGACGAAUAUUCUGGUGUGCCGUCCGAAGAGAACGAAACCAAGUCUGUCCGAGUUUCUGGAACUUGACGAGAAUGAGUUCGAAAGUCAAAGGCCUUAUAUCACCGGCCACAAUAGACUGUAUCAUCAUACUGUGACCUGCCUGCCUAUAUAUCCCAAAGAGAUGGAUAUCGAUUCCGAGGGUGAGAAUGAUCCUAAGUGGCUGCAAACAAAGACAAUGAUGAUGAUCGAUGACUUUACGGAUGUGAACGAGGGCGAGAAAGAGUUAAUGAAGAUGUGGAACCUGCAUGUGAUGAAGCAUGGAUAUGUGGGAGACUGCCAGAUACCACUAGCUUGCCAAAUGUUCUUAGAGAAUAAGGGGAAGGAGUUGCUCAUGAAGAACCUCUAUCGCAACUUCGUAUUGCACAUGUGCAGUCUGUUUGAUUUUGGGCUAAUCAGUCCGGUGAUAUUAUAUCAGACCAUACAGAAGUUGCAAGAAAUUAUGAAGGAGGGCGGUGAAGACGGAGACGUACGUAAGGUGCUGCAAAAAUCACACGAGGCUCAAGUGGAGCAUUGGAAGGCUACGAGUGCACAUACACAAUUGGUACAUGACGGGUCCAAAGCUGCCGGUGUAACGAGUGGUGUUAAGCUCAACUUCGGCAAUGACAGUUCCUCGAGCACUUCGUCGAACGCCAGGCGAAAAACGACAACCGCCUCCAUGCCGUUGGGCUCGCCCAACUCGCAAAACGUCAAGAAUACAAUGCAUAACAAUAUGCACAACGUCAGUACGUAAGCACUGAAUUCGUUAUCAUUGUCGAGGAGUAAGACUGUCAUUCACAAUAGUUCGAUGCAGAAUUCCGUUGUCGGUGCGUGCAUCCCGCCCUUCUAUCAUUCUUUGGGGUCCAAUUCUCUCCGACGCGGAGCAUCGUAAGCAAGAUUGUGCCCAACGGUGUGUCCAAUUAGAAAGUACAAGCACGCCAUCGAGCAGGCGGUCGAACGAUCUAUCGGCAAAAGUACAAACUGUAGUGCAAGUGACAAGAAGCAGCAGCGUUCCUGCUGUGCCGGAUAUUCGAUACAAGCCGGCAAGAAUGCUAGUACUAUCGAAUACCACCAGCGAAAAUUGGUCCUGGACGUGAUACUGGCGACAAACAACAAUAGCCGCAUCGCCGCAUCCGCUAGCCAGAAACCGUCCUCGAACGGAGGUAGCUUCCACUAGCUACUUAUCAAUAGUAGUAAGAUCGAUUUCGCGCGUUUUUAAUGCAAAUUGCAUCUUCUUUUUUUGUACAGUAUUUGUUGCAAGUAAUAUAGAUUAUGCAAUUGACAUUUAAAUAAACCGGAUAAUUAUUGUUUUAGCUGUUAGAUCGAUUUUUGAGAUUUAAUUUAAAAAUUAUGCGAAUAAUUAUUACAAAUUGAGAAGAGAGAUAAAUAGAUAAAGAGGAUAUCAGAUGAACGAUUUAUUCUGCUCGCCUCUGUGUCGAUGAUACCGAUCGCGAACAAUAAAACACGAUACAAACAU